AGUCGAGCGUGGAGGCAGGACUGAGUGAGAAGUGACUCCGAAGUUCCGUCGUCGUCGUCGGGGGGAACAGCCCACCCACCCACUUAGCCCGCCUGGUCCACCCGCAGACCGCCCCGGGACGCCUAUUGGCCCGCAUUCAUAGCCCGUGGUGGCUGACCCAUCCGAAUUGAGUGGGAUUGUUCUUCCCACCCUUGAUAACUACUCUAUGCGUGACCCGUGGUCAAUAAACUGCUUGUAUGUCUGAAUCCGGGGGAUCGGGCCCCCAGGCGGGGCUUAAAAGCCCUGCCGCCGGCCCUUCGCCCAUCAAGUUCGAGCCGGAUCCGACUCCUUCUUCGGCCGAACCCGAGCGCAAAAGGGCCAAAACCGAAAUUAAGCCCGAAGUCAAGGCUGAAGUCAUGAGCGAGAUGCCCGGCUCGCCUGGCUCUAAUUCCAAUUCCAUGGACGGAAUGGAGAGUGGCAGUGGUUUGAGCGGGACGGGCAGUGGCCACGUCUUGUCCGACCUAUGCAACGCCCUGACCAACACGGCCCAAUUAGCCAUGGCCACGCAAUUAAUGAAUUUACCGGGCUACUCCAGCGCUGCGGCUGGCGUGCAACAAGCUGCCUAUCUACAAGCCUUGGCCGCCGCCUCUGGCAAGCCUCAAUCGCAAUACGCCAAUAUGCUAUCACUAGCCUUAAUGCAGAGCACGGCUGCAGCCGCCGCCGCAUCAUCUGCCGCCUCCAUCACCCCCGGGUCUACCCCUUCUUCACCUUCGGCCUUACCUAAGCGUGGGCGGGGCUCUCGUGGGGGGAGCGUGGGUCGACCUCGCGGAUCGUCAAUGGCCAAUAAACUCAAACGUUUGGACUCUGGCGAAUUUCCUGCUGGUCGCGGAGCAGGUCGAGGUCGAGGAUCGCGCGGUCGUCGUCGUUACAAUGCGUCCAGUGAUUCCGCAACGGCCUUUGGCAAUACUGACUACGUGUACUACAUGAACGAGUCCGGAGCUCGUGGUGGCUCUUAUCUACCCGGAGGCUUGAGUUCGAACGUUUCGGCCGUGUCCAAUGGCAUGUCGCCGUCGCGAUCUUCGGGCGAAGGUGGACUUUCCGCCUCCUUUGAUCCGUACGCCGACCACGAAGAAUUACUCUUUAGUGAACAUUACAGUGGAAAAACGUGCUCUCUGUGCAAUCUCAGUGAACGAAGUGCUUUAGGUCAAGGCGAAAUGAUCAAAUGGAAAGUGUCUUCGGACACAAAUGUCCAGGCUCUCAUUCUUGAGGCCAAGAAGAAGUCCAAUAAUGCAUCCUCUGUGGUUUUGAACUCGCAAGUGAGCAAUUCAGAUGAUGAGAAUGACUCCUCGAGCUUGCCCGGUGGAAACUUAUCCGACAAAAGUCCGUCACGAACAUCGGGCAGUCUACUCAAUGCCCGCCGAAAAGCACGAAAAUUCACAUCUGGCGAUUUCUCAGAACCCGUGGAUGAACUAGAAAAUGUGGGUUUUACGGAGGAACCAGAGCAUGCUCUUAUUUUCGAAUCCAGUGGACAUCUUUUCGUUCACAAACAAUGCGCCUUAUGGUCCACGGACGUGACCAAGCGAAAGUCCGAAGAGGGCGAGUCCGAAAAUCUCGAGAAAGUCCUAAUCGGUGUUGAAAAAGCCGUGACCGCAGCAAUGUGGCAGAAAUGUGCUCAUUGCAAACAUUUCGGAGCUAGUGUGAAGUGCAAAGCCAGUGGGAAAUUCUAUCACUUUCCCUGCGGGGCCGCCUCGGGUUCGUUCAUGCAGAAGAGUACCUAUCUGCUCGUUGGGGCCGAAUACCUCACCAAAGUCGCCAAUUUAGCGGAUCCUACGUUGAUGUAUUUGUAUCACAACGGUGAGAGUUGGAAAUAUGGCAAAAUCACGGAGUUGGCCGUGGAGAAGUUCGAGAACCUGUUGUUCUGCACGGUGUGUGGUCAGCAUUAUUAUUAUACGGGCGCUCAGGUUCGCAUCACUCCCAUCAUUCGAGCGGGAUGGCAAUGUCAGAAGUGCAAAUGGUGCCAAAACUGUCGCCAGUCCAACCACGAGGAUCGCUAUUUGCUCUGUGACGUCUGUGAUGGAGCCUUCCACGCCCAUUGCCUCCGCCCGCAAAUGGCUUCCAUCCCAAAGAACGGCUGGAAAUGCAAGCGGUGCCGCAAGUGUACGGAUUGUGGAUCUCGCACUCCAGGAUCUGGCCAAUCAUCCCGUUGGCACAACAAUUAUUCCGUGUGUGAUUCCUGCUACCAGCAGAGGAACAAAGGCCUCGCCUGUCCGGUUUGUGGAAGAGCCUACCGACAUUCAGCCCAAAAGGAGAUGACUCAAUGCGCCAUGUGUAGAAAGCAUGUUCAUGCUCAAUGCGACCCAGAGGCCAAUGAGUCCGCAAUCUUAGAGAAACGCCUUAACCAGCCGAGCUAUCUCUACGUCUGCAAGAUUUGCAAAGCACCCCCCAGACCGAGUGCGGUGGCCACGGCUGCCUUGGCUAGUGGAUCCCAAUCGCCUAAAUUCGACGACAACUCAAAUGACGGUGAAGAUUCCAUGUCUGGAAUGGACUUUGAGAAUGGCCGAAUGGGGAUCGGGAAAGGAAAACCUAUGGCCAUGGGUGGCAAACGAGGUCGUCGAGGGACCUUUGGCUUCAUGGGCGGGCGAUCAACUUCCCGCGGAGGCGGCAAUUGUAGUCCCAGUGGUGGGAACAACAGCUGUGGAUCCUCGCCCGUGGGAUGGAAGGGAGUCCCCAACAAACCCGCAAUGACAACGACCACACCCAUGCCUAUCGGGGCGAAGGCGCGUGUUAAUGAAGUCAGAAGGCGAGGUAGACAACCCAAGAUCCGAGGGAUGGUUGGGCUUCAGCGUCCGCAGGCAGAGCCCGGCAUGAAGGAGGAGGAUGAAGAAGUGAGCAAGAUGAUCUGCGUGUCUUUGAGUGACGAGUUCACGCUCAAGCAAGACAUUUGCGUCUCUUGUGGAUCCGUGGGUAACGAUCUGGAAGGCCGUUUGAUCGGAUGCACCCAAUGUGGCCAGUGCUACCACCCGCAUUGUGCCAAUGUGCGUGUCACCAAGGUCAUCUUGGAGAAAGGCUGGCGAUGUCUGGACUGUUUGGUCUGCGAAGGCUGCGGUGAUAAACACGAUGAAGCGAACCUAAUCUUGUGCGAUGAAUGUGAUAUCUCGUAUCAUAUCUAUUGUAUGGACCCUCCCUUGGACAAUGUCCCACAGGGAACGUGGAAAUGCAAAUGGUGUGCGGUAUGUCACAUGUGUGGUAGCAACGAUCCCGGGUUCAAUUCACCGUGGUUUGACAAUUUUACCCUUUGCGGCCCAUGCCAGUCCAUCUCAUACUGUAUCGUGUGUGAGGAGAACUACGAAGACGGAGAGCUCAUGAUCCAAUGCUUCACUUGUCUUCGAUGGUGCCACGGAGAGUGUGAUUCCAUCCUCAACGAAGAGGACGCCGAGAAAUGUGCCAAAGAAAACUACACCUGUCAAAUGUGUCGACCCAACGACAUCCUACCGCCUCAUCUGGCCCAGCCAACCCAAGUGAAGAAAUCCAUUAUGCCUAGCCCUCCCCGAAGCCCGGAUUACAUGGGAUACUCACACUAUUCGAACGCCAGUUUUAUCAACGAUGGCGUCUGUCUCACCGAGCGAGGCAUGGCCAUGUUGAAGUCUCAGACCGUCGAGAAAGAGAAAUCUCGUCGACGAAAACGAGCCGGCCUCAACCCAAUGGAAUCGGAUCGUGCCAUCUUUGACUCAAUUGAAUCUGUCGUUGCUGGAGGAGGUGGAGGCAGCAGUGGACCAGGUAUUGGCAGUGCUGAUACGUCGUUGGAGAAUGACGGCGAAGGGGACGAUGACGAUGAUCUCAUGCCUCCACCCACGCCAGGUGGCAACACUACACCUGGAGCACAGCCUAAAGACGGCGAUGUAGUGCGACCUCUACCAGAUGGACGACCUCCCGAGGCCCCAGAAGGCUUUUCCGUCGUUGUGAAAGACAAUGGAGUAAUGGUGCUGAGAAAGCGACGUUAUCGUGACCUGAAAAAAGUCGGCAUUGGCGGAUUUCAAGCCAAGAGCCGAGCCACAAAUAAGAACAAAUCCAAAGAUGACGGUGACUCGGGAGCACCGGGUGAAGAGAAGCCAAAGAAACGAGCGGGAUGGAGGCCCAAGAAAAACAAGAUCUUAGCCCAAUAUCCCGAGUAUAUUCAAGAGUCGUUCUUCGGGCGAGAUUGUCUGGAUUCGUGUUCUGGUAUCCAAGACACCGACGAUCUGCUAGAAAAGCCCACUGAGGACGAUCCCAGUAUUCCCGGAGAGGGCUCGACUAUCGUUCUUGGAAAAGAAGCUCUAGAAGCCGUGGCUGAGAUGAAAAAACAAGAAGAAGAGCAAAAGAGGAAGCAAGAGGAAGAGGUUGCUGCCAAAAAGGCUGAGGAAGAGGCUGCCAAGGCGGCUUUGGCCUUGGCUAGCGGGACCGACACCGCAAUCAAAGAUGAAUCUGUGAUCAACGACGGGGCGUCUACCUCGAAAGAUACCUCACUAAUCGAAGACGACGCCUUGGCCCAUGGGGAUGAGGACCUCUUGGGUGGGGAAGACGACCUAUUGCCUUCCGACAUUUUUGGUGACGACCUGUUCAAGUUCAUGAAUGACGAGGCCGCGGCAGAGGGUCUUGAAGACAUUGACGAGUCUGCCUUGGAAGAGGCUGAAAAGGAGGACGAGAAUGGGGAUGACGUGGACAACAAACACGCCGACGAGGCCCUAGCCGAGGCCUUCCGAGACACGUUAGGCCCUGAUUUCAAGCUCAAUCCAAAAGACAUUGCCGACAUCAUGGGCGACGUCAUGGAUGGACCCGGAGAAGUCAAGGAAGAGGAAGAAGAACAGGGUGACAUGGUACCUGAGAGCCAUGAUCAGCACCAUGAGAUCAAAUCUGAAAUUGAGGAUGCGGCCAUGAUGAGUCCACCCCCUGCUCCACUUGCCCCUCCUGCAACUUCACUGCCCGUGGUUUCUCAUCACUCGAACAUGCAAGCCUUGCCUUCUGUCGGGUCCUCGUCGUCUAUGGAUACCAUGGAUACCAUGUCCAAUAUGUCUGGCAUGUCCCAUCAUCCGCAACAAACACAACAUUCACCUAUCGCAAUUCCGUCCAGUCUGUCAGAGCCGUUCUCCACAUCCAAUAUGCAACAAUCGCCCCACCAGCAACAGCCCGUCAUGUCUUCUAUGCCCAUGUCUUCUUUACCCUCGUCAUCCGCCUCCUCCAUGAUUAUCAGUAGUAGUCCAAUGCACCAUUCACAACAUCAGACGCCGAUCUCUUCCAUGAUGGAUACCAAUCCUGUUCAACAAUCGCCCACCAUCAUGCAUCCAGCCACCGUCCACUUGCAUCAGCAACAACAGCAAGUUGUCUCGCAGCACCAACAAGUGGUCUCUCAACACCAAGUCCAACCCCAAAUGCAAGAAAUGGUGUCUAUGGCUCAAUCACCACAACAACAUAUGAUGAUGGGUGGCCCACAACAAGCCCAGCAGCCGAUCCAUUCCAUGGCUCAGAUCCCUCAUUCCAUGGCACAGAUACCUCAUUCCAUGGCGCAGCAGCAACCCCAUUCCAUGGCACAACAACAACAACAACUGCCUCAUUCCAUGGGCCAUCCACACAUGAAUACUCCGGUGAGCUCCAUGUCCCAACCUCCCACGUCCAUGCCGAUGGUCAGUCACGUCAUGACGUCUCAGCAACCCAUCAUGGCUCCCCAACAAGGUUUCCAAAUGCAGCAACAAAGAAUGAUCCACCAUCCUCAGAUGCAGCAGCAACAACAACAGCAGCAGCAGCAGCAUAUAAUGCAGCAACAAGCCCUUCAGCGACAACAGCAAAUGAUGCAGCAACAACGGAUGAGUCAAAUGAGAAUGCAAGGGCCACAGGGAGGCAUGGUUCAGAUGCAACAGGUCCAGCCUCCUCAACAACCUCGAAUGGCGCCACCUCCGCCAGGAGCGGUACCAAUUGGCGGUGCCGUCAUGCGACCUCCUGGUCAGUAUGGCAUGGUGCAACCCAACCCUGGACCCCAGCAACCGCUUAAUGUGCAGACCAUGCCGCAUGGGCCUAUGCCACACCCAGGGAUGCCACCUCAGCCCUCGCCCAAUGCGUAUCCAAUGAAUUCGCCGCAAUUUCCACCUCACACACAAGAGUUCUCCAGCUCGCCCCAACAGAGUCAACAACUGCCGAGUCCGGCGUUAUCUUCCGAUUCUCAAGGGUCAUGGACAACAGCUCCUCCCGCUGGAACGGUAGAUAGCCAACCUCCAGCGCCAACAACACCUACUCCGGCGGCCAGUUCUGCCACCUCGUCGACCCAAAAAAAUCAAUUGCUGAAAUGGGAAAGCGACGAGCCUUUGGGUGAGAAUGCGACGAUCGCCAUGAUUUUAUACUCGAACAAGAACCAUCCGAACCUCAAGCCCGAUUAUCCCGUGUGGAGUGAUCGCAUCAAGCAGAUUGCCAAGAUCUGGAAGACGCUGCCGAAUGAGAAACGACAGCAAUACGUGCAACAAGCUCGAGAGAAUCGAACUGCCAAUCGAGUCACCAAACAGAACAAAGGUUCAAAAAAGUCCACCAACUCCAACAAUCAACCACAGGGUGGCGCCAAGAAUCAGAGUCAAUCCAGUGUGAUCGUCGACCAUAAUCUGGGAGGAACGGCGCAAAGCAACAUCUUGACCGGUCCCAACAAAGCGCCCACGCCCCCCGCUUCCCAGUCUCCUACUAUGGGUGCUUCAGCUGCUCCGGUUGUGCCGCCUCCGGUUGGAUCUCAACCCACUACACCAACUACACCUCAUCCGCCUCCUCCUCCUCAAUGGAGAGCCAACGCAACGGCCAACACCACUGUGAGUCUGUCCACGAUGGGUCAGCUCAAUCCUGAGCCACCUGCUACUUCUUCCUCCUCCUCCUCCUCCUCCUCCUCCUGCACAACUGACCUUGUUCAAAACCCCAACCAGUCUCUUUUGAGCGGCUCGAGUUUGACAACUCCCGACCCCUCUCCUUCGUUGGUUGGAGGUCAGCUUCAUGCUCGCCUCUCCCAACCUCCUCUUGUCCCAGGUACUAAUGCCUCGGCCCCGCCCACCACCACCCUUAACCUUGAAGUUUCAGUUGGGUCUGUUGAGGACCCAUUCUCCCAACAGUCUCAGCAGCAGGGGCAGCAACAACAACCCCAACCACAAACACAACCCCAGCAGGCUCCGGUGUCCAAUCAACUUAGAUACUUGCUCCAAAGAGGUUCCACUGACAAGUCUGUGCCGGCUCAAAGCGCCACAACCAAGUUGUGGGUGCCAGAACCAGAAGUACCACCCAAUCAACAGCAGGCUCACAAUGCUCAGCAACAACAACAACAACAACACCCUCACCCUCACCCUCACGGACCGCCUGUGGGCUCCCAGAACUCAAACCCACAAUUCAGACAUCCUUUACCGCCUGGAAUGCGUCCUCCACCUCCCAAUGUGCAAUUCAACCAACCCAGACCCGGUCAAAUUAUGGACCCGAGAAUGCGAAUGGCUCUACCUCAAAGACCUGAAGGUCAUUUGCAACAAGGACUGCCGCAACAUCCACAACCUCCUCGACCCAAGGGUCCCAUGUUGGCUCAAGGCACUGUGGGACCUCCGAGCAAUCCUCAGCCAUCAAGUGCCCCUCCCACCUCUCAAUGCGGACCCGAGCUUGAGAAAGAUCUUGACAUUGGAAUGGCUGAUGAGGACCUAUUCAAUAUGGGCGAUGACUUUAAUAUCAUGGAGUUCAACGAUACACUGGAUGAGCUACAAAACGACGAAGUGAAAAGUGCCCCCGAUACUGGCGAAAAACUCCCCACUAGUGGUCCAACUACGCCGGGUGGUUCUGCCCCACCUCCAUACACGUCGGCUCCCGCUGUGCGUGGUCCACCCCCACCCUAUCCUGGAGGAAACAAGCCGCUCUUAACCACUACUCUUAUACCUUGUGUCACGAUGGGCACGAAUGAACUGGGCUUAAUUGCACUGACGGAGAAUUUGAGUCAGGAAGGCAUUCUCAUUCAAGACUUGGCCAAUAACCCCGAUAUCCCUACUCCCAUUCUCGACACGGUCUCUUCGGCCAGUGUCACUCUGACCCCCAAUAUUUCCGCGUCCUUAGCUUCUUUGCCUUCUUCCAUUACCAGACGCCAAACCCCUUUACUGAUUCAGGAACAACCAUUGCUCUUGGAAGACCUCGUUGAACAAGAGAAACGUGAGCAACAAAAACAGCAACCAAAUAACCCUAACGCCAAUAAUGUUGGCCCAACUCAGUCACAAGUCUCUGGUCAGAACCAUGGAGGAGUAGGUCCAGGUCCUAAACCAAGCCAAGGGCCCCUUGGUCAGCAUCCACAUUCUCACAUGCAAACUGGACCAGGAGGGCCACGCCCAAUGAUCAGUCAACCCCAGUCACAGAUUCCCCUGCAGCAGCACCCACAGCAACAACAACAGCAACAGCAGCAUCAACAACAACCUCAACAACAACAACCUCAACAGCAGUUUGAUGGCGGUCACAUGAAUCCGGGGAUGCGUCCCAAUAUGAUCCGAGGACCUGUUGGUGCGCCUGGUGUGCCUGCCCAGGGUAUACUACCACCCAAUGUGGUGCGAUUCCCACCUCAUAUGGGCCAACCACGCCCUGUGGGUCAGAUGGGCAUGAAUCCACAACCUCAACCAGGAGGACCCUCUGGAGCGGUUCAGUGGGCCAAUCCUUCCGGCCAUCCGCAAGAGGUCACCCUUCAACAACGUGGACCUGACCAGGUGGGAAUCAUUCCCAACAAUCCAAAUGGACCGUCUGGUGGUCCUCAUCCAGCUUUGCCUCCUGCUCGUAAUGAGACUCCCGUGCCUCAACCGCCUCCAUUCGUCAGUAAUCCGGCUCCACCCGUUCCACCGGAAAAUCCGGCCAAUGACGAAGAUCGACAAAAGGUGGCGAAAUACGAGGAGUGGCUGACUCACCAAGAACAAGCCAUCCAAGAGCAACUCCAGUUUUAUGAUAGAGAAAUCACCAAACUCAGGAAACAGAGAAAGUCCCUCAACAGCAAGCAACGGACCAUGCGAAAGAAUGGGGGUGAUCUGUCUCCCAUGGACCAGUCCGAAUUGGAUCGGGUGUCUGCAGCCACUGCAGACAUGCAGAAAAUGCUGGAGAAGUUCCGAAAGCAAUCCCGACAACACGCCAUGAUUGCCAAUGACCACCGUAACAAGCAAGACAAAGCCAAGGCACAACAAGGGACGGCAAAUGGACCACCCGCUCAACCUACACCCCCGUCCACAUCUCUCCCACCCCCACCUCAACCGGCAACUCAGUCGGCCCCUGUGAGUAUGGGCCCGGGAGUUCCCCAUCAACAGCCACAACAUCAUCCUGGUCAAGGACAGACGCAGAUGGGUCAGCCACCCAUGCAGCAACAACAGCAGCCGCAAUUGCCUCCAGGCAUGGUUCACGUUCAAAGGGCUCCCAUGGCCAUGGGAGGUCAGCCGCAAAUGCAACAGCAGCACGUGAUGAUGCAGCGAAUGCCUGGACAGCAUCCUCAACAACAAAUGAUGGGAAUGCAGCGCAUGCCUCAAUUCCAGCCCAAUCAAAUGCAAAUGCAACAACGACUGCCCAUGCAGCAACACCCUCAACAGCGAAUGGCCAUGAAUCCUCAAGUGUCCAUGCAUCAGCAACAACAACAACAACAGCACCAGCAAAGAAUGAAUAUGAUUCGCAUGCAUCAGGGUCAACCUCAGAUGAUGGGCCAACAAUCUGUCCCAGCCCGAGCUCAAAUGAUAGGCCGAAUGCCCAGUCCAGUUCAUCCGGGGGCCAUGGGCUCACCAGGCCCAAAUGGACCUCAAAUGAGCCCAAGGCCCAUGAAUCCCAAUCAGCAAAGCCCGCAUUCCAUGGGGGGACAGCCUAGCCCGCAAUCCUACCCAGCAACCUCGCCGGGACCUUCUUCAGUGCGUCCGCAAGGAAUGACAUCACCCAUGCACAUGUCCUCUUCGUCGCCGUUGCCAUCCCCUGGACCAAAUCAAUCACCGCAGCCGGCAAUGUCACCCUCACCCAGUCAGUUUCAUGCACCUCAUCCUGGAAUGCAUCCCGGCCAGCAAUACCCGAAUGCUCAGAGUCCGCAUGGCCAUCAACCAUCCCCCCGAAUGUCCCACGAUGACAACCACCCUUUCAGUCCCGGUGGAAUGCCUCCUCAACGUCCCUUGAACACAGUUUCUCCGGGAAUGGGAGGCUCGCCUGGCACUCAGCAUAUUUCACCUCAAGGCACGCCUCGUCAUGGAUCGCCCCAGCCUCAAAUGGUGGGCAUGAGACCGCCCAUGAUGGCUGAUUCUCGAGGCCGGUUCAUCAGGCCCUCUGGAAUCAUCGCGGGCAAAGACAUGCGACCCCGUAUGAUGCAUCCUGGUCAGCAAAUGAUUGGCCAAAGACCUUCGCCACCUGGAUUCAUGCAAAUGUCACACCAAGGAGGGCCACGUCAAGUGAUGAUGAGACAACCGGGCUCGUCUCCUCAGUACACGGGAGGAAGUCCUGGUCAUGUGAUGAGCCCUCAACCGCAUAUUAUGAAUCAAAGAAGGCCUCCAAGUGCCGGAGGAAGUGUUCCAAGUCCAGCUGGUGAUCGUCCUAUUACGCCUCAAACGCCUCGGACGCCUGGACCGCCCACUCCGGGUCAAAUGUCCCAGCCGCCAACACCCCAGCCGUCUCAACCCGGCGAUGAUCAAAUGCACCAAGGCAUGGGUCAAUAUCCCCAACAACCCAAUAUGGCCCAAAUGCAACACCACCAGCACCACCAACAGCAACAACAUCAGCAACAACAACACAUGCAGCACCAUCAUCAACAACAACAACAACAGCAGCAGCAGCACCAUCAACAACAUCAACAACAACAUCAUCAGCAACAACAACACCCCGGAAUGAUGCCUGGUGGUGGAGGAGGCAAUGGGCAAAUGGCUCCAAUGGACCCUGAAUGUGAAGGGCGAUCAGGAUGGCCCAAAGGAGUCGGUUUGAAAGGCGGAGGGAGUUGGCGUACUCGGCAUGCUUGGGGAACUUUCAUCGGUUUGAAAGGAGGAUCACCGGUGUUUCCAUCCGGUGCUAAUCCUAUAAAUCAGGCGCAAGUCAAUUCGUCAUCAGCUAACGAGUCAACCCUAUCCAAUGAACCCCCCAUCAAUACAUCGAAUGCCACGAUUCCCCCUUGUAGCUCCAAUACCUCUACUGCUUCCAACGUUGAAACGCAUACCUCUUCCACAGCUGUUCCAAGGCAAGUGAGCAGUGUCAUAAUGCCCAACUCAACCUCCAUCGCUGUUAUGUCAACCGCAGGAAACACGAGUACCCCAACCACCGUCACCCCGGGAGCAUUCACCACCACCACCCUUGCUAAUGUGCCAAACACCAUCAUGCCAGCGAAUGUGCCGAGUGUGGCUCCCGCCGUCGAGGUCAGUCAAAUGCCUCCUUCUAGUGCUCAUCAAUCGAAUAUCGGUAUCCCAGGUGGAUUCAAUCCGCGUGAAAACAUUGGGGUCACCCGAAUGUUGGGGCUAGCCUCAUCCAAUGUCGGUGCUGGGAUCACAUCUGCCAAAUAUCCGAGUGGCAAUUCCGGAUUGGCGGCUGACUCAGGCGCCCCCGUGAGUGCUCCACCCCCCAUGCCACCCAUAUCCAAUGUCACCCAAGCUUCACCUGACUUGAAAUCCGCUGCCCUCGAUGCCAAAGUGGCGGCAGGAAUCUCGCAAGUUGUUAGUGCCGCGCACGUUUUGACUAGUCCUCUCACACAAGUGCCUCCAUUGGCGCCACCUUCAUCUGAUGUGGUCGCCCCCAAGUCUUCUACAGUGGGCAACACGAAUUCCACGCUCAUGAUGAGUGCCUCCUCUGUGUCAACGGCUGGAACCGUGCGCCACAACGCCUUGUCUGUUAAUUCUACCAAUGCCGUGCUACCUACGAGUGUGUUGCAAGGCAGUGGUCCCAGAAUGGCUCUGUCAUCCGCCACGGCGACUAGUGUCACUCCCACCACUUCACUCUUGAGUCAGGCUUUAACUUCGGCCAGUGGGUCCUCGUCCAUCACAACGGCGUCAUCUUCUUCUGUGGAAACGACAGUGACCACGUGUGCUGAUUCCGAGAAGAUUGCAAAUUCCACUGCCAAUGAAGGAGAGCACCAAAACGCGUUGUUGAAGCAGUUGCUUAGUUCCAAUAGUUCUUCUCAAUCUGGAAAUGGUCCCAAUAGUGGACCUGAAGGAAGUGGCUCGUCGUUAGAAGCUCAAUUAGACCGACCCCCCGCAAAGGAUUCGAAAUUUCAACAAUUUCAACAAUCAGGACAAAGUCUUUCUUCUUUGGCUUCCAAGAUCCCCCAACCUGUGUCAAGUGGAACGCCCCCCUCACUUGCGACAACAUCAGCCAGUGGUCAGGGUGUGCCUCAUUUGAAAUUAGAUGUGAAUGCGGCAACGGCUUUGGCGGCAGGUGAGGAACGCAAUUCGAUCUCAAUGUCUUCGUCCACCAAACCCUCAUCGCAGAGUGGAACUUCCCAAAGUGCUCAGCCACUGGGAGGAGUUAUUCGAAUGGUGGCACUCCCAAAUGCUCCUCUGCCUCAACCGCCAGUGUCUAAUCCCAGUGUGUCUUUGGCCGGGGCCGAUACAAGUGCUCAAAGUCAAGGAAAUCUUCCCAAUCAGUCGCUCUUGAACCUUCCAACAGAACCAGUUCCUCAUUCUUCCUUGGUGGAACCUAAAACGAGCGGACCCGAAAAUCCACCUGAAUCUCAACAGCCUCAAACUCAACCUCAAAAAUCACAGCAGAAGACCCUACCAGAGUCACAGCAACCCCAACAACAACAACACAAACAGCAGCAACUACAGCAAGCACAAGCACAGCAGGAACAACGGCAGCAGCAACCACUACAACCACCGCCUCCUCCACCACCACAACCACAACCACCUCAAGUAGCUCCAGCACAGACCAGCACAUCAGGCGGGCCUCAACAAAACCAAGGUGAUCCACAAGCACGUUUUCAACCAAGAAUGCCUGUUCCGGGAGUGGGAAUGGGCCCACAAGCUCCUAGGCCCGCUCACCCAACGAUCUCUCAAUCGGUCACUGGGAAUGCCCAAUUGCCUCACUCACAACAAUCACAAUCCAUGAUGCGGCCUCAAGGAAACGUCAAAACCAAUACUCCUCAAGGUCAACCUCAAAGUCAACUGCAAGGUCUUUUGCAACAACAAACCUUGGUUCCACCUGAAAGCUUGCCUACAACGUCCAAUCAUGGCAGUACUCCCGCAUCUCAAGCUCAGAAUGAGCAAGCCUUACUCUCUCAGCCUCAACAUCAUCCGCAAGCAACAUCUGCAAAUGCACAACAGAUCCAGCGACCGCCUCCACAUUCACAGCAGCAAACAGGUCCGCCACCACAGCACCUUCAUCAACAGCAGAUACAACAACAACCGCAACAACAGCCGCAAGUGUCGCAACAGCAGCAGCAGCAACAACAACAACAUCAACAACAACCGCUCAUGAAUAAUGGACCCAAUUCUUCGCCUAGAGUGACCGGUCCGCAGGGUAGCUUUCCUAAUCACAAUGGACCACCAAUGCCAAGACCUCAAAUGCGAAUGAACAUGCCCCCACAGGUGCAACAACGUAUGCAGAUGGUUCAUGGCCCUCAGCAACAAAUGAUCAUGGGUCAGAUGAGGCAACAGGGCCCCUUACCUCCUCAAAUGAGAGGUCAAAUACAUCCGCAACACAUGCAGAACCGAUUCAGAAUGCAACAAAUGCACCCUGAGCAACAACAGGUUCGACCCCGGUAUCCAAUGCCUGCUGGUCCUAUGGGCGCCGACCCCAUGCAUCAACCUAUUCGAAGCAAUAUGAUGACCCAGGGUGUGUCGGUUCAGCAAGGUCCUCCUGGAAUGGUAGGUGGGCCCAUGCAACCUCGAAUGCCGCCUCCUGGGAUGACGAACAAUUUGCGUUUACAUAUCCCACCCCAAGGCUCUAUGAUGCCCGGUGCUCCUGGCACUCCCACCUCUUCACAACCUUCGCCAUCUCUCACUCCCAGAUCCGAAAGUGGUGAAGGUGAUUUCAUGGACAUCAACUCCAGUCGAGGACACACCCCUUGUCCCGGCGAUCCUUUCGAGAACAGUGGCGCCUCCACGCCCACUGAGGGCUUUUAUCCUAAUGGUGAACCGCCACAUAAGAUGCUAAAACGCCGAACGUCUCAACAAAAGCGAAGACAAAGCCAAGGGGGUAAGGAAGGUGGUCCGCAGGCCAAGAAGAGAGCGAGGAAAGGAUCCAAGGUGGACGAGACUGAUUUUGACUCCUACAUGGAAAGCAUUGGUCACCAACUGAAGAACCUUCCACCAGUGCAAACCAUCGAACCCAAAUUGAACCACUACUACAAUGCUUGUGCCGUGUUUGGAUCGGGUGAGAUGCCCAAGAUGUUUGGCAUGGAUGUUGAUACCCGCACAGGUUGUUUGGAAGGAUCCAUCAAGGAGUCCAAUCUGAAAGGUCAAGGCGACUACUACAACGUCCUGCCCUUUGGCCAACAGCCCCCUGUGCCCGAUAUCCCCGUGGUAGUGAUCAAGCAGCGUGGUUUCUAUAAGCAGGAAUUUGAAAAUCGCCACAACGAGCGCAAACCCAGUGAUGCUCGCUCCAGCUCCCCCGAUCUCUUCUAUUGCUCGUCACCAGAGCCAGAACCUGUCACCAAAGAGCGAGAAGGCGUGUUGAAGCCGUGGAAAGACAUGGAACCCGAUGACUCGGAUGAAGAGAUGCCCUCAGCUCCACCUGAGCAUCCAGAGAUCAAAGAAGAGAAUGACUUGGAUUGCAAGCAAGACAAAGCCAAAGCAGCCAAAUUCAUUGAGCGUCCUUAUACUCCCGAUUUGGAGCUAGUCAAACCCAUCAUCGUGAAACCCAAGCCAAAGCAGUUGAUCACUCAAAAGGACCUAGAUGAAGACAAUGACGAAGAUGCCAAAGAGAAUCGUUUUGACGAUUACAUCUCGAAAGCCAAGGCCAAGUCCUGGCUGCCCAAUCGGACCAAUGGAAGCUUCACAUCCAUCACAAUGACCAUUGGCCCCAACGGCUCUCGAGAAAGGGUUCUCAAGGCCUUGAAUGGCUUGGCCAAGCUCUUGAAGAUCGAUGCCCCUAAGCAUUGGAUUCUCGAGGAUAAGAAUGGCUACAAGGAUGUGUUUCGCACUCGACGCAUUGAAGAAGGGGAUGGCGAAUCCAUGGAGCUACUCAAUGUGCUCACCAGUGGAAGCAAACUUUGUCGGAAUUGUGAUAUGGUGCUCCUGGAUAAGAAAGUCAAGCAUAAGACCACCGAUCUGCCCUUUCUGUCAAAGCAAGAGCGAGAGGACUGUGCUCACAUUUAUUUUUGUAACUCCGAUUGUUACUUCCAAUUUGCCAUCAAUCGCACAGGGGGUAAGGACAAGGAAAAGGUUUCAAGUCUGGAUCAGUUGGCCGAAUACCAGAAGGAGAAGGUCAAAGAGAAAGAGCGAAACGAACGCCUCCUCAAGAAAGAGGACACCUCUGAUGGUCUGGAGACCGAAACACACAAGGGCAAGACCUACCGGAGUUGGUCGUCCAGCUUAACCCAAGCCAAGAAGUACAAGAAACUCAACGAGAACGACCUCACUCAGAUGAUGUUCCGCAUGGGUUUGACACUUAUGCCUCCUCGCGAAGUCGACGAUGGACGCGUGUGUCUAUUCUGUCAUAUGAGGGGCGAUGCCGCGGCCGACGGACCGGCUCGUUUGCUCAACUACGAUGUGGGGAAAUGGGUCCAUUUGAACUGUGCGCUGUGGUCCGAGGAGGUGUACGAAACGGUGAGCGGGGCCUUGGUCAAUGUUGAGACGGCCCUCAAGAACGGAGCGAGUCUUUACUGCAAACUGUGUGAAAAGAAUGGCGCCACGGUCAAGUGCUGGAAAGUGCGGUGCACCAACACAUACCACGUGGGUUGCGCCAACAAAGACCGGGCCACGUUCUACAAGAACAAGAGCGUCUACUGUCAUCAACACACUCCCAAGGGCGAGAAGGACCAAGAACUGACCACAUUGGCCGUCUACCGGCGCGUUUACAUUGAACGGGACGAGAACCGGCAAGUGGCCAAAGUCAUGACCCAAGGGUGUGACCAGCAUGUGAUGCGAAUUGGAUCGCUGAUCUUUCUCAACAUUGGCCAACUCUUGCCCAGACAGCUGCACAACUUCCACACCCAGGACUACAUCUUCCCCAUCGGGUUCAAAGUGCUUCGGCUGUUCUGGUCGCUCAAGGAAGUGAACAAGCGAUGUGCGUACGCGUGCAUUAUCGCCGAGAAGGACGGGAAGCCCGAGUUUCAGGUCAUCUUCAACGAAGGCCACAAAGAAGAAGAGCGGGUCUUCACUGAUAGCACAGCCAAAGGUGCUUGGGAUCAAGUGCUCACUCUCAUUGACCAAGCCCGGCGAGACCAAGGCCUGGUCAAAGUGUUCCCUAAUUACAUUUCAGGCGAGGACCUCUUUGGUCUCAAUGAACCCAACAUCACCAAGGUCCUGGAAUCUUUGCCCGGAAUCGAGUCCCUCACCGACUAUAAUUUCAAAUACGGCCGCAAUCCGUUGUUGGAGCUGCCAUUGGCCGUCAACCCAACGGGCUGUGCCCGAUCCGAGCCCAAGAUGCACACCAACGUCAAACGGGUGCACAAUUUCCAACGCUCGGCUGGCAGCUCGAGUCGCAAAGAGCCCGCGGGUAAUUUGGGGCGGGCCGCCAAGGAGAAUGUGCCCAUCAUGAUCGGUCUGGAAACCACGGGGCCAUACUCGAAGAAUUUUGUGCAAUCCAAGAGCUCGCAAUAUCGAAAGAUGAAACAAGAAUGGCGCCAAAACGUGGUGCUAGCCCGAUCUAAGAUCCAGGGCCUCGGCCUCUAUGCCGCUCGUGACCUCGAGAAACAUCAGAUGAUCAUUGAAUACAUCGGCGAGGUCAUUCGCUCCGACCUCACGGAUAUCCGCGAGAAACGCUAUGAAGCGGCCAACCGAGGGAUUUACAUGUUCCGAUUGGACGACAACCGGGUGUUGGAUGCGACCAUGUGUGGCGGCAUGGCGCGGUACAUCAACCAUUCUUGCGACCCGAAUUGCGUGACCGAGUGCGUGGAGGUGGACCGCGACCUACACAUCAUCAUCUUUGCCAAUCGCCGGAUUCAACGCGGCGAAGAGCUGUGCUAUGACUACAAAUUCGACUUUGAAGACGACGACCGCAUUCCGUGUUUGUGCGGUGCUCACAAUUGCCGCAAGUGGAUGAACUAACUAACGAGUAUUCUCAGUAUUAGGAACACGUUGUUGAACGAACUACUACUAUCUUUUAACACCAUGGGCGUUUUCACAAAUGAGCGGCGUUUUGCGCUCCGAAUUGACGCCACACUCUAGGAUGAAUUUGAAUUGUGUCCAUCAUGAUCGACUACUGACCUGACCACUAUUAAAGCGAUGAUGAAUAUUAUUACUACCAUAUUGUACGACAAGUGUAUUGAUGAAUAUUGUAUAGAUGUUUUUUUUUUGAAACUCUGCAAAUGGGCCUUUGCAAAAAUCAACCCCAAUCACACCCACUUCUUAUAACCUCAAAGCUACUACGUUAUAGAAAUUAUGUACUGAAAUCAUACGCCGUCAUCCUUAUUAUUGUGGUAGUGAGUGGUAGUACACCUUAUUAAAAAACUUAUGAAAUCACACCCCAAUUCAAUUAGUGCUACACUACCAUCAUCAUUGAAUGUUUACCAAUUGCGAUGAUUUUUUUCAACACUUGCUAUUAUGCUUGAGAAAUAUACAAUCCCAUGUCCAAACUAUA
Molecule: messenger RNA, 17664 nt
Organism: Tigriopus californicus
Lineage: Eukaryota; Metazoa; Arthropoda; Copepoda; Harpacticoida; Harpacticidae
Product: histone-lysine N-methyltransferase 2C-like
Exons: 19
Coding region: 237-17132 (5631 amino acids)
Biological process (GO): positive regulation of transcription by RNA polymerase II
Cellular component (GO): MLL3/4 complex; nucleus
Molecular function (GO): histone binding; transcription coactivator activity; histone H3K4 methyltransferase activity
Source: RefSeq, a predicted model, not a curated record